Molecule: messenger RNA, 3759 nt
Organism: Gallus gallus (chicken)
Lineage: Eukaryota; Metazoa; Chordata; Aves; Galliformes; Phasianidae
Gene: TSGA10
Product: testis specific 10
Exons: 18
Coding region: 747-2540 (597 amino acids)
Source: RefSeq, a predicted model, not a curated record
GGCGGCCACCGCCCCGCGGCGGGGAGGGAAGGGGCGCGGCGGGGAGCUCGCCAUUGGGCCGCGGGUGAGCGCCCGGGGCUGGGGGCGAGAGUAGCGGUCGCUUCACGCUGCCCGGGCAGCCACCAUGAGCGCCCGGCGGUCCCCGGGACGCAGGAGGGGGAGGGCGGAGGCUCACCCCAAGAUUGAAAAUCUGAAGAAGAUAAGCCAUGAGCUAAGGCAACAUGUCCUACAACUGCUUGAUAAGAAGCAAGUGGUUGAAAGACAAGUGGAUAGGUUGACCUGCAAGAAUGAUCACCUGUGUAAAGAACUUGCCAUAAUUGCCAAACUAUCUGAGCAGCUGGAAAAGGAAAACGAACUGUUACUGAACACCACUGAUAAGGAAUUAGAAGAAGCAAAGACUCAAGUUCGACACCAGCAGAACAACAUAAAGAAGCUGGAACACACGGUGAAAACAUUGAAAUCUGUUAUUUUGCAAACAGAGAAUGAAAUAAGGCAAGGGAAAUCACCUUCAAGGCUUGAUACGUUUAUUAAGACAUUGGAAGAGGACAGAGACUACUAUAAAAGCAAGACUGAGAAUUUGCUGAGGGUGUUUCGAAACAAAUCUUCAAGUCCUAAGCGUAGCUCUACUUGUGGCAGCAUGUCAAAAAAAAAAAUCACACAUCCAGGCACAGGAAGAGAUUUCCCAUACUUGUCAGGAAGUCAUCAAGUGCACCAGGACUCCAAGAAGUACUGUGGCGGCUCAAGCAAUGUUAAGGCAUGUGGAGACAGAAAGGGAUACAGCACUGUCGGAUUUACGGCGGAUGACUACAGAACGUGACAGUCUCAGGGAGCAGAUGAAGAUUUCCCAAGAGACCGCAUUUAAUGAGAAAGCUCAUUUGCAGCAGAGAAUUGAAGAGCUAGAAACUACUAUUCAAAAUUUAGAUAGUGAACGGUUAGAGCAGAUGUCCAGAAUGGCUCUAAUGAAAGAACACAUCGAUUCUCUGGAAACAGAGGUAAAAAUAAUGGCGAGAAGAUCCCAGGACUCUGAGAAUGAACUAAGCCACCAGAAAGAUGAAUAUAUUUCACUGAGUCUAAUGAAGGAAAAGACAGAGCAGAUUCUUUCAGAGGCUCAGCGAAACCUUACUAAGAAAAAAUAUGAAAUUCAACUUAAUGAAGAGAAAAUUAGGCUUUUGGAUGAAAAAAUUGAUAACUUUUCGAAACAAAGUUUUGCACAAGAAGAGAAGAUCUGUGCCUUGAAAGAUACAAUCGCGCAACUUGAUAAAGAGAAGGAAACUUUGCAAGAGUGUGUGGAAGAAGAAAGAGAGAAGAUCAUCACUUUUGAGGAAAACCUGAGGAUUAAAGAGAAAACCAUUUCAGAUUUGAAGAUUCUGAUUUCUGACUUGGAGCGUUCGAUACAAAAAUCUGCUGAAGCGCUGUGCAUCUGUGAGAAAGAUAUCACCAGUUUGCGACAACAGCUGCAAGAAACCAACAAAGAACUUGCACAGGCUAACAACAACAGAGAAAUAUUAGCUCAGGAGAAGGACAGGUUACAAGAGCAUCUUUCUAAUGCUAAACAAGAAAAUCAGGUACUACAUGUGAAAAUAACUAAGUACCAGAAUGAGCUUGAUGAGAUGAAGUUGAAAGCCCAGGAUUCAAACACAGAUAUUGCCAGGCUGAAGGGAGUACUGAAGUUUAAAGAGAGAGAGAACUGUGAGCUUUUGGAGAAUUACCACAAAGCCUGUGAACAAGGAGAAAGUUGGGAAGCAAAGUGCCAUCAAGCAGAAGCAGAUUGUAACUCUGUUAGGUUGGCAUUAAUCAGCGUGGAAUCUGAGAACCGCAGGUUGAAAGAGAAAGUGAAGACCCUUGAAACAGAGAUGGAGCAACAUUUAGCAACAGAAGAAGCAUACCAGUCUCAGCUUUCUACCUUACACAAGUCUAUUGUGAAAAUGGAAGGAGAGCUUCAAAACAUACAUCAGGAGAGAGUCUCUAUACUUGCAAAUCUCGUAUCUACGCAAGAACUUUGCAUUAAAUUAGAUGAAGGCAAAGAACUAUUAAGUCAGCAGUUAACUUCCACAUCAGAGAAGGUAGAAAGGCUGCAGAGCGAAUGUGAUUCAUCCCGUUCUGAAAUAGAGCUGCUGAGAAGACAACUGGGAAAUGAAAGAGCAUCUCUGAAAAACCUGGAAUCUUUGCUUGCAUCCAAUCGUGAGAGAGAAUUUCAGUCACAGAUAGCAGAGCAAGAAAAAGACUCUGAAAUUCAGCUUCUCAAGGAACAACUUUCUUUAGCAGAAAAUAAACUCACUGUGAAGAGUCGAGAUUUCACUCAGCUCAAAAAUACAACAGCUCAGCUAGAGUCAGAACUGGAUAUCACCAGAAGACAGCUGGCAACUGAGAGGUUUGAAAGGGAACGUGCUGUACAGGAACUUCGAUGCCAGAAUCGUACAGUCACAUAUCAGUUAAGCUCUACAUUAAGAACAUCAUCCCCUGAACGUGUUCAUCAUCUGCCUCCUGACUGGUCUCUGGACAGUUCCCUGGAAGGGAAUUCUUCAUUCAAGGACUUCUAAUAUUAUAUUCACAAUGGCCUGUGAAGACUCUGCAUGCCAUUUGGAGUGUUCAAGUUUAAUUUGCAUUUAAUUAUCAUUUUUCCCUGCUUAAUUUCAUUAAAUCUAUUUCACAAGUACUUGCAUGGAUUUAUAUACACUCUUUGUUGUUCAAUGGGAAGAAAUUGGUAUGAAGAGCUUCCUUUCCCCCCCUCCCAGCUCAUGUAUUUUUGAGUUACGUGGCACGUCCAUCUCUGUAAACAUUAAAAAAUUCAGGUUAUAUUGAUUGUACUCACAUUGUACUGUAAUUUUAACAUUGUGCAUUAUUUUAAAAGGUUAGUGAUAUAAUUAAAAAACAGGAUAGUAAAUAACAAGAUGAAACUGUAUUGGAGGAAAAAGGUGUCUACAUUCAGGUGUUAUAAUUUGAAAGUGUGAGGGCUACGCUGAAAGUAAUGCCUCCUAUUUUAUGGUGUUGGCCCAUGAUGACAGAGGUGGAUGUUGGUGGGACUGCAGUAGAGGUUGAACCUUCCCACCAACAUCCCAUUCCAUGUUGUUGCCGUGUGACAGAUGGCAGCAGAGGGGUGGUCUGACACAGCAGUGUCUGACAUGGAAGUGUGGAUGAACCAAAGGUAUGUCAUUGAAUUCUGGAAAAAUGGCACCCACUGACAUUCAUAGAUGCUUGCUGAACAUUUGUGGAGACCAAACAGUGGAUGUAAGCACAGUGAGGUGGUGUGUGGUACAUUUUAGCAGUGGCAACAGCUAGUGUAGAUUGUUACUAGAGCAACACGCACUCUUCUUCAUCACUGAUGAAAACAUAUAGCUAAUGGUGAUGACUACGUUGAAAAAUAAUGCUUUGUAGCCGAGAAUUUGCUCUAUCAAAUAGUGUUAUUUUGCUCUUUGUAUCUGUUGGAGUUUCCAUGGAAAUCAAAAGGAGGUAUUACUUUCAGAGCAGCCUAUCUAUUUUUGCUGGACUAUGUGAAGAAUGCACUUCAGAGAGUGCUAUGCCAUCUCAAGAUAGAGUUUUUUUCUUUUUUUUCCUUCCCUCUUAAAACCUGAACUGCUUCUUAAUUUGGCUAAAAUAGGAUAGUAAUGCUAGGAGAUACAACAAUGUUGUGAUAUCUGUCUAUGGAGAUAUGCAUUUUUUUAUGUUUAUGAUAUACAUAGAUACUUGGAGUGUGUUCAGUUUCUGAGAAUUUUACUACAACUGCACUAACUUUCUAAUUAAAGAGCUUUUUAAUAUGAA